Dentiscutata erythropus is the source of this 239-nucleotide messenger RNA. Lineage: Eukaryota; Fungi; Glomeromycota; Glomeromycetes; Diversisporales; Gigasporaceae. The record is from the annotation of a GenBank genome assembly.
AUUUCGCUGCUAUAGUUACAAAUUAUGACAAUUUGCAAUUUCCUUUCUUUAUAGUCGACUUUGAGAGAGAAGGUUUUGAAAUUCAUAAGGAUAACAUAGUAGUUGUAACAGAGACAGUGUAUGAACUUAAUCAUAUAUUAACUUUAGCAUAUAGUUUAUUGGAAGAAAAGCUACCAAAUGAAGCUGUAAAGUCAAGAGAUUGUGAUACCAAAUAUACACCACUCACAAAAAGGCUGUGA